AUGUUUGAAUGUGGUCGUGAAGGGUGGUUGUUCAGUAUUACCUAUAUGUACAGAAUUUAUGUCGAAGAGAAUGGAAAAGAUUUGUUCAAGCUGACAGUUCGGAAUUUGGUGACGAAGCAGUGGGAACUUUUGGAAACAAUUGAUGUCAUGAGCUGGGAAUCAUGCCUAACAACAUUAUUGCAACCAUCUAACCGGCAAAAGAAAGCACUGGAGAAUUAUGAAGUUAUAAGACGACUGCUCAAUGAAAAAGAUGGCGAUCAUUCAAUGACGAACCAGAAGUGCAAAAGGCUGCAAACAUCUGCUGAAUCAAGAUGA
Brugia pahangi is the source of this 315-nucleotide messenger RNA. NCBI's taxonomy places the organism in Eukaryota, Metazoa, Nematoda, Chromadorea, Rhabditida, Onchocercidae. The record is from the annotation of a GenBank genome assembly.